GGCGGUCCAAGUGGUUGAACAGUGGCAGCUUGCCUUUUCCGCCUCUCUCUCUCUCUCUGUUUCCCGCUGCGUGGCUAUGGCGGCGUUGGAGCCGCUGUGGUUGGUGCCGGCCCUGCUCUUGCUAUCCGCGGUGCGAGCGGAAACAUGCACAGAACCAGUCAUCUCACCAUCCUACUACACUACCUCAGAUGCUGUUAUCUCCUCUGAGUCUGUCUUUGUUGUUGAGAUUUCUCUUACCUGUAAGAACGGAGCACAAAAUGUGGCACUCUAUGCAGAUGUCAACGGCAAGCAGUUCCCUGUCACUAGGGGCCAGGAUGUUGGCCGCUAUCAGGUCUCUUGGAGCAUGGAGCACAAGCUGGCCCGCUCUGGCACUUAUGAAGUGAAGUUCUUCGAUGAGGAAUCUUACAGCAUCCUGCGAAAGGCUCAACGCAACAAUGAGGACGUCUCUGAUAUCAAACCCCUUUUUACAGUCAGUGUGGAUCAUCGGGGUGCCUGGAACGGACCAUGGGUUUCCACUGAGGUGCUGGCAGCCUUAAUUGGUCUCUUGGUAUAUUAUAUGGCCUUCAGUGCAAAGAGCAAUAUCCAAGCCUAAGUCACAUCAGUAAACGUUUGUUCAUGCCAACCUU
Messenger RNA from Anolis sagrei ordinatus, 626 nucleotides. It is a transcript of the gene SSR4, whose product is annotated as signal sequence receptor subunit 4. Gene Ontology annotation, cellular component: endoplasmic reticulum; endomembrane system; membrane. NCBI's taxonomy places the organism in Eukaryota, Metazoa, Chordata, Lepidosauria, Squamata, Anolidae. The record is from RefSeq and is a predicted model, not a curated record.